UUCUCUUCUCUUCUCUUCUUCAUCCUCCUGUCACUCUCUUUCUUUCUUUCUUUCUUUCUUUCUUCUUCAUCCUCCGAACUCUUACUGUAUUCCUCUUUACAUGCCGAAUCAUGGCUUCAGCUACUCCCCAUCCCAAUGUCCAGGUUGACGUCACCUGUGGCCCUCUCCUCAACUUCAAGAAUAUGGAUGUCACUCCCUCCUCCUCCAUCUGGUAUGGAAGCGUCUUGAUUGUCACUCUCCCUGGCCAGCCUCAACCGCGUCUUUGCUUGCGCCAGGCCGGUCCGGUCGCCAGCCCCCUCCCCACCAGCACGUCGUCGUCCACCACCCAGGGGGUAGUCAUUGACGGGUUACGCCUCUUCGAGGACCCCAAAAAGGCCUUCUGGCGCUUUUCCCUGACUCUCCCCCUGGAGAACUACGAAGCGCGAUGGGAAUACUCCAUCCCCGGACUUCGAUCCCCCGACGGCCCCCAGGUUCAUCCCCCCUGGGACUUUGUUGUCCCGUCGCGGUCGCAGUCCAUGCGCCUGAUGUUCCAUUCCUGCAAUGGCUUUUCCGUGGGGACAGAUAUGAACACCUGGGUCGGCCCCAACUUAUGGAACGAUGUCCUGCGCGUGCACGACCGGAAACCCUUCCAUGUCAUGAUCGGGGGUGGCGACCAGAUCUACAACGACGGCAUCCGCGUCGACGGCCCCUUGAAGGAGUGGACCUCCAUCGCCAACCCGCAUAAGAGACGCGCCCACGGAUUCGACAACGACCUGCGCGCCCGGUGCGACGAUUACUACUUUGCCAACUAUGUGCGAUGGUACACGACUCAACCCUUCCAGGCCGCCAACGGACGCAUCCCGCAGAUCAAUAUCUGGGACGACCAUGAUAUCAUCGACGGCUUUGGCUCCUAUACCGAUCAUUUCAUGAGGUGCUCGGUCUUCCGGGGCAUUGGCGGCGUUGCCUUUAAAUACUACUGCUUGUUCCAGCACCACAUUGCGCCCCCGAAAUCCACCUACACCACCGACGCGCCGCAGACCAUGCACGCCGUCAACGGCACGGCGGGAGCAGAUCCCCGCCAGUUGGCGGAUACCUUUGUGCUGGAGGAUCAGACGGAGGAUCGCAGCUGGAUUGUGGGCAAGCGCCCGGGCCCCUACGUCGAGGAAAAGAGUCGCAACAUCUACAUGCGUCUGGGGAAGCGCAUCGCAUUUAUCGGCGUCGAUGCCCGCACCGAGCGUACCCGCCAUCAGGUCAACUACCCGGACACUUACGAUCUCAUCUUUUCCCGACUGGAGCACGAGGUCGCCACCGCCCAUGGCGACAUCAAGCAUCUGGUGGUCCUCCUGGGGGUCCCCAUUGCUUACCCACGUCUGGCCUGGCUGGAGAACAUUCUGAGUUCGCCGAUUAUUGCGCCGAUUCGGCUGCUCAAUAAGCGCUUCGGCUUUGCCGGCGGCUUUUUCAACCAGUUCGACGGCCAGGUGGAUUUGCUCGACGACCUGGACGAUCAUUACACCGCGCGCCAGCACAAGCGGGAGCGCCGACUCUUUAUCCAGCGCCUCCAGGACUUUGCCAAAGCCCACUCCGUGCGGGUGACCAUUCUCGGCGGAGACGUGCACCUGGCGGCGAUCGGACGCUUCUACGCGAAUCCGAAGCUCGGCAUCCACAGCGAAAACGACCCCCGGUACAUUGUGAACGUGGUGAGUAGCGCCAUCACCAACAAGCCGCCUCCAAAGGCCGUGGCCAAUCUCCUGGCGCGUCGCAACAAGAUCCACCAUUUGGAUCCAGACACCGACGAGACCCUCAUGGACAUCUUCGACCAGCAGCCGGGUGGCGUCGAGAAGAGCGCUUCGUGGAACAAGGUGACCAUGCCGUCCCGGAACUACGCCUGCAUCACCGAGGUCGAGACUCCUCUGGCCAACGGAGACGCCGCCGCGCACACCGACCCCCUACCCAUUCCCAAGAACGGACACUCCCCUCUGCACAAGGGAGAGUCGACGGCGGGCUCGAGCCAUUCGGCCGCAGAUGGCUUUAGCAAUACCAGCGGCAUGUACGGCGGAUUAGACGUUGCCAUUCGCGUGGAAGUCAGCCCGCAGAACCGCGACGGAGCUGCCCAUGGAUACGGAUUCAGCAUCCCCCCUCUAUCUUACAUUCCCUCCGAAGCCGAUACACGCCGACAAUCGCGCUCGCGCUCCCUCCGGUCCCCGUCUCCACAAGAGUCUCGUCCCCAGCAAGUGCGUCCCCAGACGGCCGUCCAUUAGUGCUCGAGCGGCCAAGUUGUACUGCGCUGUGCUAUGUUGUUGUGUUGUGUUGUAAUGUAAUGUAAUGUAAUGUAAUCUAUUUGAUAUCCAUAUUCC
Messenger RNA from Aspergillus ochraceoroseus IBT 24754, 2333 nucleotides. RefSeq lists its product as uncharacterized. The coding region runs from base 111 to 2237 and encodes 708 amino acids. Lineage: Eukaryota; Fungi; Ascomycota; Eurotiomycetes; Eurotiales; Aspergillaceae. Gene Ontology annotation, cellular component: membrane. The transcript is spliced from 3 exons. The record is from RefSeq and is a predicted model, not a curated record.